This is a messenger RNA of Entamoeba nuttalli P19, 441 nucleotides long. RefSeq lists its product as hypothetical. The transcript has a single exon. NCBI's taxonomy places the organism in Eukaryota, Evosea, Mastigamoebida, Endamoebidae. The record is from RefSeq and is a predicted model, not a curated record. The coding region runs from base 1 to 441 and encodes 146 amino acids.
AUGUGUGGGAAUGGUACUUUUGAACAGUCAUUUGAUGUUAUGACAAUAACAUAUACGUGUUGCCCUUGUAUAGAACAUUGCAACAAUUGUUUAAAUAGUGAAUUAUGUAAUGAGUGUGAGCCAAGGUAUGGAUUAACUCAUAAUUCUACUGGAGGUUUGAUAUGUUCUCCAUGUGAACAUGCACAUUGCGCUGUGUGUGAAGAAGGUUCAGUUGGAGGAAAAUUGGAAGAACAAUGUUUUAAAUGCGUUGAUUCAUUUAAAAAAGAUGAAAAUGGAAAUUGUGUUUAUGAUGGAGACGCAGGAUAUGAACAAGUUCUUUUAUUUGAUAUUAUUAUGAGUAUUUGUGGGUUAUUCUUUGUUGUUAUUCUUGCUUGUAAACAGAUGAAUAGAAAAUAUCAACAACUUAUUACUGACUCUACAACUAAUACAAAAGAUGAAUAA